CUCUGAAACGCGGAGGAAAAAAAGGAGCCAAGAAAAAUGCAGAUCUUCGUCAAAACCCUAACGGGGAAGACCAUUACGCUGGAAGUAGAGUCCAGCGACACUAUUGACAAUGUCAAGGCGAAGAUCCAGGACAAGGAGGGUAUUCCCCCCGACCAGCAACGACUGAUCUUUGCUGGAAAGCAGCUCGAGGAUGGCCGCACUCUCGCCGAUUACAACAUCCAGAAAGAAUCAACACUUCAUCUGGUUUUAAGGCUUCGUGGCGGUAUCAUUGAACCAUCUUUGAUGGCACUGGCCAGGAAAUAUAACCAGGACAAGAUGAUCUGCCGCAAAUGCUAUGCACGCCUGCAUCCUCGUGCUGUCAACUGCCGGAAAAAGAAAUGCGGACACAGCAAUCAGCUGAGGCCAAAGAAGAAGAUCAAGUAGAAUGCUGAUGAUCCCAAGAAGAAAAUGUUAUGGUACCUGCUUCAUUCACUUGCUGUCUUCUUGUAGAGCCUUGGAUUAUGUUCUCAUUAGUAUGGAUACAACUUUUGUAGUUUGACUCAAUUUUGGAUGGUUUACAUUGAUUAUGAGUGAUGUUGUGAUUUCUCUCUUUGAAUCUAUAUUUUUAUUCAUGAUA
Cucurbita moschata (crookneck pumpkin) is the source of this 616-nucleotide messenger RNA. Its product is annotated as ubiquitin-60S ribosomal protein L40. Gene Ontology annotation, cellular component: cytoplasm; nucleus; ribosome. NCBI's taxonomy places the organism in Eukaryota, Viridiplantae, Streptophyta, Magnoliopsida, Cucurbitales, Cucurbitaceae. The transcript is spliced from 5 exons. Gene Ontology annotation, molecular function: protein tag activity; ubiquitin protein ligase binding; structural constituent of ribosome. The record is from RefSeq and is a predicted model, not a curated record. Bases 37 to 423 code for a protein of 128 amino acids. Gene Ontology annotation, biological process: translation; modification-dependent protein catabolic process; protein ubiquitination.